UAUCUAUUUGCCUUUGGUACAUGUAACUAAAAUCGUCAACUACAUGUACAGUGUGUGAAAGUAAUAAAAUAUUUGUAUUGGCUAACGUAACAAAUCUCAGUUCAUAGUACAUGUAUUGUAUAACAAAAAAGAUAAACUGAUAAUAAGUAUAAAAUGUUUUAACUUUAUGGUAUGAUAUGUGAUUUUUAUAUGUAAGUACAUGUAUAUCAUUGUUUUUUGUAUUGAUUAUCAAGGACCAGCUGUUAAGACAGGAGUAUGAAUGGUAGCUUGUAUUAAAAACUUUUCGCUUAUUUACCAUGUUUACAGGCUGCCGCACUUUCAAUAUUGCCUUGUUAAACGAACAUUAGGGGUUUCAUUUUCAUCUGUUGUAGGCAUAAGUUGCAGUCCAAUUCCUAAUUCCAUGUGGAUAUCAUUUGUAUACUUUUAUAAAUAGUUUUAAAAAUCAUGUGCAUGUUUUUUUAGUAAUGAAAUAGGUUAAGCAUCACGGAGAGAUUUGAUUUCAUAUAUACAAAGAUUGCCAAAAAAAAACAUGUGUUAUCUCAAUGUGGGCUUAUUUCAAAUAUUAAACGCUCUGAAACUUUGAUUUAUUUGAUUCGAACUUCUUGUCCUUAUCAUGAUAUACUGUCAUUAAAGAUUUUUCUAUUUUUAGAAUCGUAUGUCAUCAAACCAAUCUGCUUUGGUCUAUUUAUACGAAGUAAAAACAUAUAUAGAGAAUUAGAGAUACAUUCUGCAAUAUGAUAUAUUUAUUGUGCGGAGAUUAAAUAAAUGUAAUAUUUUGAGAAAAAAAAAAUCUUGAAGAAAAGAUAAUCAGAAAUGGCAUCGAGUGAUGAUUUUAAAGCUAUUGAAAUAGAAAUGACGGGCAUGAGUAAAGGACAUAGCAACAUGGAUGAUACAAAUACUUUGCCUGAUUCUGAUUCUGAAGAGUCAGACUUGGACAAAGAAAUAGCUGACACUCAUAUUGAAGGGAUUCAUAAAGGGACAGAAGAGGUUGAUAUAGGGCAGAGCAUUGAACCUGUGACAACACCUAAUGCAUAUAUCGGUAAACGCAACUUCAUACAUCAACUGAUGGACGUGGCUCUGAUGAUGGCGAACGUGUCUCAACUAAAAGCCCUCAUUGCCUCUGACAACAAUCCGCACUAUUACCUGAUAUUAACAUUCAUUUGUAUGUCCAUUACUCUGCAAGUAAUCUUCACAAUCUGUAUGCUCAUCAUAUGGUCAGUUGAAAAAACAUUAGAGAAACAAAUAGAGACGAAACAAAUAGAGACGAAACCCAGUGAAGACGAUCCACAAAUGAAACGAAAGGAAAGAAUUGCAACAUGGCUGGAUAGGACUGGAAGCGUUCUUGUUUUGUUUGUUAUUGUUUCAAAUGUUUUCAUAGCAGGAUUCGGUAUAGAAAGUCAUUAUCACAAUGAAAUAAGCUCACCAGAAUAGUUUUUUUUGUAGGCUUCUGAACUCUAAGGUUUCUCAGCGCUUCAUGGAACAAGGCUGGUGGAAUAUCAUAAAUCCGUAUGGUUGAAAUGUUGUGUUUCAUAUUAUAACAAUGGAUCGUAAGCGCAACAUUUUAUUGUUAAGUAAUUUCUCAAAACCCAUUAAAUACAAAUCUUGUU
Molecule: messenger RNA, 1607 nt
Organism: Ruditapes philippinarum (Manila clam)
Lineage: Eukaryota; Metazoa; Mollusca; Bivalvia; Venerida; Veneridae
Product: ninjurin-2-like
Exons: 3
Coding region: 814-1431 (205 amino acids)
Biological process (GO): cell adhesion; tissue regeneration
Cellular component (GO): membrane
Source: RefSeq, a predicted model, not a curated record